Trichoderma atroviride IMI 206040 is the source of this 942-nucleotide messenger RNA. RefSeq lists its product as uncharacterized. Gene Ontology annotation, biological process: tRNA transcription by RNA polymerase III. Gene Ontology annotation, cellular component: nucleus; RNA polymerase III complex. The record is from RefSeq and is a predicted model, not a curated record. NCBI's taxonomy places the organism in Eukaryota, Fungi, Ascomycota, Sordariomycetes, Hypocreales, Hypocreaceae.
GACUCAACCGAAGACGACGACCCCAUCACCGCCAGCUACCAAGUCUUCCUCAACCCCUCCCUCCCGCUCGGCCGCCGCCUCCUCGUCCUCCAGCACCCCAACCGCACCGACAACACCCCGCGCCCGCCGCCCACCGAGCUGCGCCUCAAGGAGCACUCGGGCAUGGUCGAGGUCGACAUCCCCCAGGACAACACCACGGCCUACGACCGCGAAAAGGGCCUCAAAUGGGGCCGCGCGCUGCAAAACUCCAUGGCGAUCAAGAAUGGCGGCAGUCACGGCCUGGCCGGCGGUUUUGGCGUGGGCGCCGUGCAGCAGCGCGCGCCGCGCAAGAAGAGCGAUGUCGAGGAGGACGAUAACCUCGACUGGAACGAUGCCGUGCGACAGGGCAAGGUGCUCAGCACGCAGACGCUGGGCGGCCAGUAUCCCGACGCUGACGAAGUGCAAUACAUGGUCGGCGUGUUCCAAGGCAAGGACCUCCAUCUCACCCCCGUCUCCAACCUCAUCCACCUCCGCCCCCAACUACACCACCUCGACGCCACCACCCAGCAAGACCGCCAAUCCUCCGCCGCCGCCGCAGCUUCCUCCAAAGAAGGCGGCCCCGCCCCAGCAGCCGCCGCCCGCGCCAUCCACAUGACCAUCAAGACCGCCGCCGACGGCACCGCAGACGGCGUGUCAACAGAAACAAUGGCAGACCGCCUGCGCUCAGUACAGACCGAGCCCUGGCGCAAGAUGCGCUACACGGAUGAAAACGAGGAGACGGCCUGGGAGGUGUACAACGACAGUCUGUUUCUCAGACCAAAGGCGGAUCCGACAGCAGCAGCGGGAGAAUCUGUGCCUGCGCCUGAGGAUCAUGAUCUGGAGGAACUGGUCCCAACGCUCGGCAACAAGUGGAACGACACGGAGUUCCUGGAAUCCAUUUCCGGCAUCACGAAACCCGAGCCA